Aspergillus chevalieri is the source of this 477-nucleotide messenger RNA. RefSeq lists its product as uncharacterized. The coding region runs from base 1 to 477 and encodes 158 amino acids. The transcript is spliced from 2 exons. Lineage: Eukaryota; Fungi; Ascomycota; Eurotiomycetes; Eurotiales; Aspergillaceae. The record is from RefSeq and is a predicted model, not a curated record.
AUGUCAGACCAAAAAUGGUGGAUUUGGUUGAUUCCUGUCGAUCUUCUGUUCGACCAAGUACCAGAGCAUGUUAAGGCCAGCGAGGUCAAGCAAGCUACCACAAUGACCGAAAACAUCUUCGACACCUACAAUGUGACUCUCUCAGACUGCGAUGUCCUCGUGGGCUAUCAGAACCUCCACUCCUGGAUACAACAAAGCGUUCGCAAAUUUGAAGGCGGAGGGCCUCAAUAUGUUGCCGUCGAUGGAGUCACCAUUUCAGUCCUUGAACAGAUAGACAAGAAUCGUAGCAGACUGCCCAACAUGAGACUAUACCAUGAUGCUUCAAGCAACAGACUGCUUAUAAAGUUCGUCAAGACCGAUCACAACGUCGCAGCCAGUCAAUUUUUAGCAGAGCUCAUGGAGGGAUGCCAGGCUGAGCGAUGCCAGGCUGUUGGCAUUACUCGUAAGGACUUUUAUAGCUUGCUAGGGAGUAUUUGA